Molecule: messenger RNA, 558 nt
Organism: Cariama cristata (Red-legged seriema)
Lineage: Eukaryota; Metazoa; Chordata; Aves; Cariamiformes; Cariamidae
Product: lipocalin-15-like
Exons: 6
Coding region: 1-558 (185 amino acids)
Molecular function (GO): small molecule binding
Source: RefSeq, a predicted model, not a curated record
AUGACGGCGAUGCUGCCCAGCCUGGCGCUGGCCCUGCUCUGCCUGCUGCGGGCAGGGGCCGAGGUCCCCGUGCAGCUGGGCUUCAACGCUGACGAGUUUGCAGGGACGUGGCAUGUCGCAGCCGUCGUUUCCAACUGCUCCAUGUUCCUGAAGAUGAAGGAUGGGAUGAAGUCAUCCAUCACCGCCAUCAGCUUCACACCAGAGGGGGACCUGGCUAUGAAGCUUGUCUGGCCCCUGCUGGACAGAUGUCAAAAGUUUGAGCUGGUCUUCCAACGAAGGGGGCAGGCAGGGCACUACAUGGCAGCACAAGAGAAGAGGGAUCUGUGUGUGAUGGAGACGGACUGCAGCCACCAUGCCAUCGUGCACGAGUUCCAGCAGAACGGGCAGGAGGCCAGCGCCGUGCUGCAGCUCCUCACGAGGGAGCAGGAUGUGAGCCCGCAGCUCCUGCAGAAGUUCAAAGAGCUCAUCCCCACCCUGGGCCUGACCAAGGACAUGCUGGCCAUCCUGCCCAAGUCGGGUGAGUGCCAGGAGGAUCAGUGCACCAAGGCCAUCAGGUGA